This is a messenger RNA of Brassicogethes aeneus, 1014 nucleotides long. Lineage: Eukaryota; Metazoa; Arthropoda; Insecta; Coleoptera; Nitidulidae. The record is from the annotation of a GenBank genome assembly.
AUGCCUCGGCAUAAAAGGUUUAUUGAUCUUGGGCAACGACAGAGGCGUCACAGGCUUGCCAUAAUUCAGAGAAAUGCAAGAGAUUCCGAAGCAUAUGAAGCGAAUAUCUCGCCGAAAGAAGACGAACGAAUUCCGGAUAUUCAAGAUUCAAACUCUGAGUCAUCGGAUCUUGAAAGAGACUCAGAAAGACACACAUUAGAUACUGAUGACAAUAUAGUUCAAGCCACAGUGAAAGCUACGUACAAAAAGGAAAUGUCCUCGGUAAGAAAAAAGAAGGCGAGGACUCUACCUCCCACCAGAUCUGGACGUGUUCCAUAUUCAAACAGUAAAUACUUAUCAUCUGGAGAAUCCGGGAAUGAAGCUAUAAUGCAAGCUUCAAAAUUACCUGAAGCGACAAAAGACAAGGUUUUCAAAGAGUGGAAGAAAUUGAUGGGUGACAAUCCAGCUGGGUCAGAUCUUUUUAAAAGGCCAACUGAAAAAGUACUGUCUCCUAAGCCUACACAAAACCGACCUAUAUCGCCUUCUAUGUCGACGUCAAGCCUCAAGUCCAUUCCGAGUCAAUCCCAACAACCAAUAAAAUGCUUUCCACAUGACAGCUCAUUCCCAGAAACUGAAAAGUUUCUUCGAGAAAUUUUGACUGGCAUCAAUGACUUCAAUGAAAGAACUCAAAACUUCGAAAAACGACAGGACAUCGUGGAACAAAAAAUAGACAAAAUUAUUAUAAAAAUAGACGCAAUAGAGAAACAUCUUACCAAACCCACUGCUGCUCAGGCCCUUUAUAAAAAUAUAAUAGGAUUUCCUAUUAAAAGUUUGACAGAUUUUGAUGAAAUGGAGAAGCCAGAAAAUGAGGAAACUCGAUCGCAAAUGGUGCAGCGUAUUGCGGUCAGUGGGGCACGCACCUUGCGUGCAUUUUGCAGUAGCGCAUUGCAGCAGCUACUUACUGAUGAAGUGAUUUCUGACUUCACUUGGUGCGGAACUAAGGGCAAGAGGAAUUUUAAAGACUCUAAAAUAUGA